UAAAAAAGAUGGCUGAGAUUUACCCAAAAAAAAAACAGAAAGAGAGCUGAGAUUGUUUCAUAAAACCGACAUUUCGGUUUUCAAGUAAAUACUGACGAGAGAAGGAAAAGAAAGCUUUCUUCCGCUACACUUCAAAUUCCAGACUUCUUUGAGCUUCGUUUUCAUAUGGACAAGAGAAUAGGGCUUCUCUCUCCCUGAGAUUCCUGGUGAAAUUCUUCAUAUUUUGGCCACGUAUGUUUACUGCAAGAAAGCUCGUCUUAGGGUUUUAAGAAAAGGCAUUUGCCAUUCCUUUAAUAGGAUGGCAACCGAGAGUCCUAUGAGAUUGGUGGAAUCUACCGGAGCUAGAAACUGGUCCUCUUCUGAGGAGGCUGCAACAUUUGCAUCAUCUUCAAACAAUAUGGCAGCAGAAGAGUUGGGAUUGCUGUUGAAGGGUCGAAAAUUUCAUGGAAAUGGGAGGGAUGUAAUUCCUAAUCGCAGUGGAAGUGCUCCUCCAAGCAUGGAGGGAUCUUUUGCUGCCAUUGGAAAACUUAUAGCACCAAACUCCAGUCUGGAUGCUAGCCUGGCAGGUUUAAACCGUGCUAUUGAAAAUUGUGAGUCUGAGGAGCAACUCCGUGCUGAUCCGGCCUAUUUGGCAUACUACUGCUCCAAUGUGAACUUGAAUCCCAGACUUCCUCCACCUCUUGUCUCACGGGAGAACUGCCGCUUGGUACGUCAUAUUGGUGGAUUGGGUAAUAAUUGGAGAUUGACUUCAUUUGAUGACAGUGAAAAUGGGUCCUUACAACUGUCUCAAGGUACCCUUUCUAUCCAUAAGGAGGAGCCAGAGGAUGAUAGAUCACCCCGGCAGGCAUCUUGUGAUUGGGAAGAAGGGAGUAGUGGUCUUUUUUCUGAACAGUGGACAAGUUCUUUGACCGGCCGCCACAAGAGUCUGGUUGAUCUUAUACAGGAAGACUUUCCUCGCACUCCUUCUCCUGUAUAUAACCAAUGUCAUUCCUCAAGCCAUGCCGCCACAGAGGAAGGAGUUGAUCAUGAUGCCAUUGUCACCUCCUUACAUGAUCCACUCAAUAGUUCUGCAAAAUUACCUGAGCUGAAUGUGGGCUCUGCUGACAUUUCUGUGGGAACAAUUUCUUUGGGUUUGCAUUCUGUAGGAUUAAUUUCGAAUGGUGAUUCUUCUGCUUCAAUUCUGAGCUCAUCAUCCCCGGAUGGGAUGGGAAGCCAUCCUGGCCAGAAACGGGGGUCAAUUACUCUAGAUACCAAUUUGGAAGAUGAUGUUCUAGUUACCAGCAUGAUUGAUCCGGAUAUUACCGGAAUUGAAUUUGAAGUUAAAGCUCUUGAUCUAUCCAGUCUGCCAGAAAAUCACAGGAAUCAACAAGAAUGGCAACAUCCUCAACCAAAUAAUUUACAGCACCAUCAUUUCCGCCCGCAACAAGGCACUACAUCACAAAUUCAUGGGGGCCAACCUCAGAUGAUUUCUCACAGAAUGCACCAGCAAUACAUUGGUAGCGAUCAAUUUUCUCUUGGUCACUCCAAAUUUUCAGCUGUUGAGGUACAGCCAGCUCUCCAGUCUUCUGGAAUCACACCUCCCCUAUAUGCUCCAUCCACAGCUACAGCUACAGCUACGGCCUAUAUGGCUUCAGGAAAUCCAUUUUACCCUAACUUACAACCAUCGGGCUUAUUUGCUCCACAAUACGGUUUAGGUGGGUAUGGUUUAAAUACUUCUCUUCUGCCUCCAUUUGUAGCUGGAUACCCUCCUCAUAGUGCUAUUCCAAUGGCUUUUGAUGCUACUGCUGGUCCUAGCUUCAGUGCUCGACCUACUGGUGUUUCAACAGGGGGAAGCAUAGCACCUGGAGUUGAUUUGCAACAUCUGUUCAAGUUUUAUGGACAGCGUGGUUUGACGCUGCAGCCUUCUUUUCCAGAUCCUCUUUAUAUGCAGUACUUUCAACAUUCCUCAGAUGAUGCAUAUGCUUCAGGCCAAUAUAAUCCAUUGGCAUCUAGGGUCAUGAGAAGCCAGGUGGAUGGCUUUGAUUCACAGAAAGCUUCUUCUGCAGCUGCUUAUCCAGCAGAUCAGAAGUCACAGUAUCCAAGAAGUGGGGGUUUAACCAUCCCAUGCCCAAGAAAAGGGGGAGUCGGUAGUCAAAAUUUAUAUGGUAGCCCCCCUGGCAUGGGUGUCUUGAUGCAAUUCCCAACCUCACCGCUUGCUAGUACAGUAAUACCAGGAUCCCCGAUUGGGGGGACAAGUCUUCCAGGGAGGAGAAACGAAAUGAGAUUUCCACCGGGUUCUAGUGGAAAUCCAGGGGUAUAUUCUGGAUGGCAAGGUCAAAGAGGAACCGAAAGGUUUGAUGACCCAAUGACGUCUUCUUUCCUUGAAGAGUUGAAAUCCAGUAAAGCCCGAAGAUUUGAGCUAUCUGACAUUGCUGAGCGCAUUGUUGAAUUUAGUUCUGAUCAACAUGGGAGUCGGUUUAUUCAGCAGAAGUUGGAAAAUUGUAGUGUUGAAGAAAAGGCAUCUGUUUUCAAAGAAGUUCUUCCACAUGCUUCAAAGUUGAUGACUGAUGUUUUUGGGAAUUAUGUUAUUCAAAAGUUUUUUGAGCAUGGAAGCCCUGAACAGAGAAAGGAACUGGCAAAUCAACUUUCUGGCCAUAUAUUGCCUUUGAGUCUUCAAAUAUAUGGCUGUCGUGUAAUCCAGAAGGCACUUGAGGUUAUUGAGUUGGAUCAGAAAACGAAGCUUGUCCAUGAACUUGAUGGGCAUGUAUUGAAAUGUGUACGUGAUCAAAAUGGAAAUCAUGUAAUACAGAAAUGCAUUGAGUGUGUUCCAAUAGAAAAAAUUGGGUUUAUCAUUUCUGCUUUUCAUGGUCAAGUUGCAACACUUUCCACACAUCCGUAUGGUUGUCGUGUUAUCCAGAGAGUUCUGGAGCAUUGUUCGGAAGACCUGCAAUGUCAAUGUAUAGUGGAUGAAAUUUUGGAAUCUGCUUGUGCUCUUGCCCAAGAUCAGUAUGGCAAUUAUGUUACCCAGAAAUGA
Macadamia integrifolia is the source of this 3013-nucleotide messenger RNA. RefSeq names its product pumilio homolog 5-like. NCBI's taxonomy places the organism in Eukaryota, Viridiplantae, Streptophyta, Magnoliopsida, Proteales, Proteaceae. The transcript has 8 exons. Gene Ontology annotation, biological process: post-transcriptional regulation of gene expression. Gene Ontology annotation, cellular component: cytoplasm. The record is from RefSeq and is a predicted model, not a curated record. The coding region runs from base 299 to 3013 and encodes 904 amino acids. Gene Ontology annotation, molecular function: mRNA binding.